Rhinichthys klamathensis goyatoka is the source of this 2249-nucleotide messenger RNA. It is a transcript of the gene mecp2, whose product is annotated as methyl CpG binding protein 2. The coding region runs from base 105 to 1736 and encodes 543 amino acids. The record is from RefSeq and is a predicted model, not a curated record. Gene Ontology annotation, cellular component: heterochromatin; nucleus. The transcript is spliced from 3 exons. Gene Ontology annotation, biological process: negative regulation of transcription by RNA polymerase II. Lineage: Eukaryota; Metazoa; Chordata; Actinopteri; Cypriniformes; Leuciscidae. Gene Ontology annotation, molecular function: double-stranded methylated DNA binding; methyl-CpG binding; chromatin binding.
GCUUCCGAAGGAUGGUGUUGUGUUAGAGGGAGUGGGAGAGGAGGGUGAGGGGUACCCACAAAGAUGUUGCGUGAUUUUUUGGAAAUUUAUUUAUUUAAAUAAAAAUGGCCGCCGCAGAGAGCGGAGAGGAGAGACUAGGUGAGGACAAGAAUGAAGACCAGGAGGGCUCAAAAGACAAGACACAGAAGCAGAAGAAAAACAAAAAGGAACGGCAAGAUGUGGAAAAACUCGAGGCCACAGUAUCUGUUCCUCCUCCCCCGCGCCUCUUUACGCAGGGGGAUGUCGGACAACAGGCGGAGGCAGGGAAGUCUGAACCCAUUGACCCCGAAGUUGGAGCCGCUCUCAGCGCUCCAGAAUCUUCUGCAUCAGCCAAGCAGCGGCGCUCCAUCAUUCGGGACAGAGGCCCACUGUAUGACGACCCUUCACUGCCUCAAGGUUGGACGCGCAAGCUGAAACAGCGCAAGUCGGGCCGAUCUGCUGGCAAAUUUGAUGUCUACCUGAUCAACCCAGAAGGGAAAGCCUUCCGUUCCAAAGUGGAGCUCAUGGCGUACUUCCAAAAGGUGGGCGAUACCACCACGGAUCCCAAUGACUUUGACUUCACAGUGACUGGCCGAGGAAGCCCAUCUCGUAGAGAAAAGAGACCGCCAAAGAAGCCUAAAGUGGUCAAACCCUCCGGUCGUGGGAGGGGCCGCCCAAAAGGCAGCGGCAAGGUACGGCAGGCCACGGAAGGGGUGGCGGUAAAGCGUGUCGUAGAAAAGAGUCCGGGAAAACUCCUUGUAAAGAUGCCCUUUGUUGCACCUAAAACUGAACAGGGGGCUCCAUUGGGGCAAGCGGCAGUUGCCAAAGUGCGCCGAGGGCGCAAACGGAAAUCGGAACAGGAACCGCCGAGCACCCCCAAAAAACGUGGGCGCAAGCCAGCAGCUGCUUCUCAGUCAGCAGUGGGGACAGGCUCAGCCGCCGCGUACGCUGCCGCGGCCAUUCUCUCCGCAGAGGCCAAGAAAAAAGCUCAGAAGGAGUCUUCCUUAAAGCCUGUUCAGGAGAGGGCGCUUCCUAUCAAGAAACGCAAAACUCGAGAGACUUUGGAGGAGUUGGAGGGAUCUACCACCUCUGGAACCACACCGACGGAGACGUUUGCAAAACGACUGAUUACAUCAACUGUGACCCCUGCAGGUGAGGAGGUAGAAACGGGACAGAGGCCUCACAAGCAUCCCGGCCGGAAGCACAAAGAGGCAUCCACAGACCCAGGGAACGGCAGCAGCAGCAGCGGCAGCGGAACGGCAACCAGCGGCGGAGGACUGAAGAGUCACAAGAAGAGAGAUCAGCGAGGGCAGCACUUUAAACACCACCACCAUCAUCACCACCACCAACACCACCACCUGCAGGCCAUGCCGCCCUCCACCUACACUCCGCAGGCUCACCAGCUCUCCCUGGGUCACUCCACGCACGGGGGGCCGCCGGCGCCUGCGACCAUGGAGAACGAACCCCAGGACUUAAGCACCUCCAGGCCGAAAGCGGAGCACGUGGCCUGCAGGGAGGAGGCGAGAACUGAAAGCUCCUCAAGCAGGGACGCUCAGAACGCAAGCAAGAUGGCCUCCGCUGACCUGAGAGGGCAGCAGACGACUGUGAUGGGAGAAGGCAAGGAGAUGAGAGACAUUGUUCCUCCCUCCGCCGUCCCGAGGCCGAGCCGAGAGGAAACGGUCGAGUCCCGGACACAAGUGAGCGAACCAGUGAGCUGACUGACUAAGUGACCGAUUGGCAGCGGCGUCGCGUGUGAAGAAGCGGAGGCGGUCGCAGCAAGACGAGUGAUUUUUCGUUCUUUUUUACUGAGGAAAAAAGAAAAAGGAAACAAAAAUAUACACAAAUGUAAACGUACUGAAACAAAAGGCAGCUGUUGUGUCUCGUUCUCUCUGUGGGUUGGACGCGGGGCGAUAAUUCUCUUGCUUCCGGAUGAAUUCUCUGCUAACCUUUUUCUUUACUUUUAUUUCCCACUAUAUCUUUGUAUUAGUAUAUCUUAGCACUCACUUAGACCCCUUAUUCCUUUGUCAGUGCUUGUAGGAAGUAGAAACGCACUCAAGUGGUAAUGGAUGCACAAGUCACACGCCAUAGUAAGUGAAACUUUCUGAUCAAAUUGCUCUCGAAAGAACUAAAAUGCCUCAUAGUCAUGUCAUCUCAACCCUAGUAAAAAGGUGUCCUAUCAGUGUGUUCUCCCUUUUGUGUCAUUAAAUGAAGGGGCAAAUCAGACGUAAAGA